UCCACGUGCGUUUGUUUUGAUUUUUUCGAAACUUUUCUGGUUUCACAAAACGGAUAAAAAAAUAAGAAAAUGUGUGAGGAAAAUAUAAAAUUUGGAGAUUAUAUUAUCAUUCAGAGACAGAAAUAUUCAAAACUUUACAAAUUCACGGAGAAAACAGCCUCAGUGACGUUGGGAAAGCAGAAAAUUGACUUGUCCACCAUCGAAGGGCAUCCCUACUAUGCCACAUUCCGGAUGGUACCCCAAAGUGGGGAUAAAACAUUCAAGCUGGAGCACUGCAUCAAUCCGCAGGAUAUCAAGGAAGCCAUUGCCAUUGAUAAGAGUGGCAAGGAUAAUCGUGAUAUCUUCGAUGAUGGACGUUCUCAGGGACUAACGGAGGAGGAGAUAAAGAAUCUCAGGGAUACCUGUGAAACAUCCACGGAGAUUGUUGAGCAUCUUGUGGACAAUUCCAAGACAUUUGCUUCAAAAACUGAAUAUGCCCAGGAGAAGUACUUGCGUCGCAAGGAGAAAAAGUACUAUGAGUACGUGCAGAUUAGGAAGCCAACACUGAGGUUAAUCUUCGACAUCUACUUCCGGAAGGAUCCGGAGAAGUUACUCAACAUGCGCAUGGAUACCCUUUCGCAGAUUAUUUCGUAUUCUGGUGUGUGCAGCAGUGGGAAGUAUUUGGUGUAUGAAUCCGGGACAAAUGGAAUUUGCCUGGCAGCUUUUCUCAAUGCAACAGGUGAUUGUGGGGAUGCUCAUGUUGUCUCCGUUCAUCCUGGGAACUUUCCCAAUAAGCAAGCUGUGAUGGCAAUGAAUUUCCCACCGUCUUAUGAGGAAAAAUUCACAACGGUGAACCUUUAUUCUGUACUACGGCAUUACUAUCAGAAAGAUCCUGCGGCGAAGGAGAUUGCUGCAGAGCAGGAUACAACAGCAGAUGAUGAAGGAAAAGAGAUGGCUCCAACGAAUAAUGUUGAAGAACCUCUCCCCAAGAAACGAAAGGUUGAGGCAGAGGAGAAAAAACAAUGGCAAUUAGAUAAUGCUAAAGCUUGUUCAAUUAUAAGGAAUAAAGUUGAUUCCUUGACGAUUGUCGCGAAGGAGCAUCCAACAACAAUUUUCAGAGAACUCGUACAUUUCGUUCGUCCAGGAAGACCCUUCAUCAUCUACAGUCCAUACAGAGAGAUUCUCAUUGAAUGUUUCAAUGACCUGAAGGGAACUCCGUCGGUUCUGGGACUCAGGAUCUACUCCAAUGUCCUGCGUAUGUAUCAAGUUUUAACGGAUCGUACGCAUCCGGAUAUGAUGAUGAGUGGGAAUUCAGGAUUCCUCCUUUGUGGGUACACAAUAAAUAGAGAUGGAGAAUAGAAAUAUAUUUUUCAUGAGAUUUUU
This is a messenger RNA of Lutzomyia longipalpis, 1362 nucleotides long. It is a transcript of the gene Trmt6, whose product is annotated as tRNA (adenine(58)-N(1))-methyltransferase non-catalytic subunit TRM6. Gene Ontology annotation, cellular component: nucleus; tRNA (m1A) methyltransferase complex. Gene Ontology annotation, biological process: tRNA methylation. The coding region runs from base 70 to 1338 and encodes 422 amino acids. The record is from RefSeq and is a predicted model, not a curated record. NCBI's taxonomy places the organism in Eukaryota, Metazoa, Arthropoda, Insecta, Diptera, Psychodidae. The transcript has a single exon.